Sparassis crispa is the source of this 1047-nucleotide messenger RNA. Its product is annotated as Versiconal hemiacetal acetate reductase. The coding region runs from base 1 to 1047 and encodes 348 amino acids. The record is from RefSeq and is a predicted model, not a curated record. The transcript is spliced from 14 exons. NCBI's taxonomy places the organism in Eukaryota, Fungi, Basidiomycota, Agaricomycetes, Polyporales, Sparassidaceae.
AUGACCACCUUGGAAAUAAAGAAAAUGCCGUAUGUCCGUCUGGGUAACUCCGGGCUGAAAGUAUCCAAGAUCAUCCUAGGUUGCAUGUCCUAUGGCAGCUCGGACUGGCAGGAGUGGGUCCUCGAUGAGGAGGAGGCUGUCAAGCAGAUCAAGUUUGCAUACGAGCACGGUGUUCAAACCUUCGACACUGCGGAUAUAUACUCCAACGGCUUGUCGGAGGUCAUCCUAGGCAAGGCGAUCAAGCAGCUUAACCUCCCCCGCGAGGAGAUCGUUGUGAUGACGAAGCUCUUCAUGCCCAUUACAUCCGGUAGAUGGGACGCCAACCCCACUAGGAUCGGACGGAAUGCAGACGAAGUCGGCUUGGUCAACCAACACGGACUCAGUCGCAAGCAUAUUUUUGAUGCGGUGAAGGCCAGCCUGGAACGUCUUCAGCUUGACUAUAUUGAUCUCUAUCAAUGCCAUCGGUUCGACUACGAGACUCCCAUCGAGGAGACAAUGCAAGCAUUGCAUGACGUCGUCAAAGCCGGAUACGUGCGCUACAUCGGCAUGAGUUCUUGCCACGCCUAUCAAUUCCACGCCAUGCAGAACUACGCGAUUCAGAACAAGCUCACUCCAUUCAUCGCCAUGCAGAACCACUAUAGCUUGAUGUACCGCGAAGAGGAACGGGAGAUGUUCCCUACUCUGAAAAUGUUCGGUGUAGGCUCGAUCCCUUGGUCCCCUCUCGGACGUGGAGUGCUUGCCAGGCCGUUGACCGAGAACUCCAAGCGCGGGGAGACAGACUUCUUUCAGAAAAAUUACAACGGCGUUGGCACGCCGGAAAUUGUGAAGCGUGUCGAGGAAAUUUCCAAAAAGAGGGGCAUCAGCAUGGCCCAAGUCGCAAUUGCCUGGUGCCUGGCCAAAGAUGGCGUAAGUGCCCCCAUUGUCGGCACUACGAGCCUCGACAAUCUGAAGGAUAUCAUCGGUGGAGUGUCCGUGACGCUCACGGAAGAUGAGAUGAAGUACCUGGAGGAGCCGUAUGUCCCGCAGGAGAUUGUCGGUCAUUCGUAA